Mycotypha africana is the source of this 4209-nucleotide messenger RNA. RefSeq lists its product as uncharacterized. The record is from RefSeq and is a predicted model, not a curated record. Gene Ontology annotation, molecular function: ATP binding; ATP hydrolysis activity; P-type transmembrane transporter activity. Gene Ontology annotation, cellular component: membrane. NCBI's taxonomy places the organism in Eukaryota, Fungi, Mucoromycota, Mucoromycetes, Mucorales, Mycotyphaceae. The transcript has 6 exons. The annotation marks the transcript as partial.
ACUCCCUUUUUUUUUUCAGUGAAUGAUUAUGAUGCGUAUGGAAAUAAAUGCCCUUUGCCUACGUAUUACGCUUAUCCGUGUCCCAAGCUUUGCGUUCGUGAUAUUUCUAUGUGUCCACACAAUUAUAGACCUGCCCCUUGCCCUGCUGGUACGACUUAUUGUGUAGAUGGCCACUGUCGUGAAACAUGUCCUUCUAACUUGAUCUCUGCUUGCAGUUGUCCUGGCGCCCCUGCAUUAGUUGGUAAUAUCUAUUCAUGCGGUACUGCUACUAUACACACUAACAUUGAGAAUUUUGUGGUCGAGAACAAAAACAACCAAAGUGCAGAAGCAUGUGCAAGAGCUGCCAAUCUGCAAGGCAAGAUUCCUAAUUGGAUACCUAAUCCUGAGUCUGCUAUGUGGCAUGAAUGUCCGACGCCUGAUUAUGGUGCGUUGACAUUUACAGAGCCAGUAUUCCUUGCUUUGUAUGCAUAUUAUGGUUCCUGCUUUGUAUUAUUGGCAGUAUGGACUUUAUACAAACUCUAUCGCGAAAAGUCCGUGAAAGCCAAUUUGAACAAAGCCAAGGAAUUCCACAAUGAUGAAUACAUCAACAAAAAUAAUGAUAUUGUUCUCUCAAAGAAGAAUGACUUUGAAAAGUUAGAUCAUAAAGAUACUGUGAGCCAAUCCAGUAGUACAGAUGAUGAUGAUAUGUCUUCUGUUGAGGAAGAAGAAGAAGAGAUGACCAUUCACGCUUAUAAACGAGACCGGUUUGGAAUAUGUGCUGCAGUUAUCUUUAGUAUACAAACCCUUGGCCAAAUUUGUUACAUGAUCAUGAUGGUGAAAGAUUACUACAUGAAUUAUGCUCUCUUCCGCGGUUAUGGAGAAAUCCAAGCUAGUACCUUCAUGGGGAUGUGGUAUAUUCUAUUCUUUUGGUUUGCCAGUUUGACGAUUUUCCGUCACCGAAUUCCCAAUUUCUUCAGAAUUCGUUGCCUUUAUUCUCAAGGCCACUACGUACAAGUUGAACGCAAAGAAGCUGCUAUGAUCUUUUUAGACGAUGAGUCUGAUGGGGUCAUGAAUUUGGUUCGCAGAUUGGAAAAGAAGGCGAAACAUAUUCUUGGUUUGGAUGUUGUAGUGAACAGUGCACCCUUGAAACAAACGUCGAGCGGCACCAAAUAUUUCAUCUAUCAAUGCACCCGCUAUAUCUAUCACGCUGAAACAGAUUUCUUCACCCCUCACCAAAUUGAUUUGGGUGGCACCAUCGGACAAUUGGCCGCUUUGGAUCAAGGCUUAACAACAGAUGAAGCAAGACGAAGAGAAGAACUGAUCGGUCCCAAUUUUAUCGAAGUGUACGUUCCCAACUUUUUGGUCGCACUGUUCCAAGAAUUUUCUUCCUUUUUUUACAUUUAUCAAUUUACCGUCCUUUGGCUUUUCUACUACUUUGCCUAUUGGCAAGUGGGUAUUGCUGAUACUUGUGUUAUUCUUCUUUCUGCGUUGGUCAAGGUGGUUGUACGACUCCGUUCGGAGAGACGUAUAAAAGAAAUGGCAGAGUUCACUGACCGUGUUCAAAUAUAUCGCGAUGGCAAAUGGGUUGACAAGUCCACUGCUGAUCUUUUACCGGGUGAUAUUUUUGAAGUCACUGAAGGUAUAACAGCACCUUGUGAUGCCAUUGUUUUAUCCGGCAAUAUUGUGGCAGAUGAAAGCUCUCUUACUGGUGAACCCUUACCUAUUCGUAAAUUCCCCUUGCGUAGAGAUGAUGUUGAUGUUACUUAUGAUCGUAUGGGUAGUGGUAAAACUUUUACUAUUUUCUCCGGCACUUUUAUUUCUCAAGCUCAGCCUACAGAGAAGCAUAGUAAGGUCACAGCUUUAGUAACCCAUAUCGGUACAGCUACUGAUAAGGGAGAAUUGGUAAAGAAGAUUUUGUUUCCUACCCAGGUAUCAUUCAUCUUCAACCAGCAAAUUAAAAUUGUUAUUUUGAUUCUGCUGUGUUGUGCAAUGGUUUGUUUGGCUUUAGCCAUAUGGAUGUAUGCGAAAGGCACUAGUGCUUGGUUCUAUGCAAUGUUUGUAAUUUGUCAAUUGAUUUCUCCUUUGCUACCAGCUGGUUUGGUGGUCGGUCAAUCUGUUGCUGCUAGUCGGUUAAGGAAAAAGAACAUCUUUAGUGUUGAUUUGCCUCGUAUUUUAAUGGCAGGAAAGAUUCAACUCUUCUGCUUUGACAAAACCGGCACCUUAACGAAAGAGGGUCUUGAAUUUUUCGGUGCGCAGACGAUUUCUAACUAUGACGAAGCACAAAAAACGAUACCAGAGAAACAACCUAUCCCAGAAUUUGAUAAACAUGAACGAGAUAUCGAAAAAAUUCCUCGUUUAAUGCAGAUAGGUAUUGCCACUUGUCAUGCUGUAACAAUUUUGAACGGCCAAUUUAUCGGUAAUCCAGUUGAUAUUGAAAUGUUCAAGGCUUCCCAAUGGCACUUGAAUGACACCUCUGACUACGUCGAUACCCUAACACCACCUGAAAGUACACCCAACCCUGCUGCUAUACAUGUUUUGAAACGCUUCGAGUUUGUUCAUGCUAGAAUGUCUAUGUCUGUUGCUGUUUUGGAUACGAGCACCAACAAGGUUCAUAUAUUUGUUAAGGGUGCUUACGAAAAAAUCAAAGACUUGUCCAACCCAAGUUCUAUUCCUGCUGACUACGAUCGUAUAACUUCAGAUAAGGCACGACAAGGCUGUUAUGUACUUGCAUUAGCUCAUCGUGAAAUCAGCUUGAAUGGAUUGUCACAUGGUCUUGACGAGUUCAAUCACUGGACUCGUGACCAGAUGGAAGAGAGUAUCAAUUUUCUGGGUCUUAUCAUUUUCAAGAACCAGUUGAAGCCCGAUACAGCUGAACAUAUCUAUGAAUUGAAGCGCGGUGAUACUCGUACGAUUAUGAUUACCGGCGAUACAGCCUUGACGGGCGUUUUUAUUGCUCGCCAAUGCGGUAUGACUAUCUCCCCUACGAAUAAAGUUUUGUUGGGUGAUCUGGAUAGUCAAUUAGGCCGUGUUGUUUGGAGCGAUGUCGAUGAUCCUGAGACCUUCUCUGACGUCAACGUUGACGAGCACUUAAUGAACCACGACCACUCGCCGGUGGAGUUGGCAGUAACUGGAAAGGCUUUCCAAUGGCUCGUUGACAAUAACAUGAUACGUAAAUAUUUGCUGUACAUCCGUGUUUUUGCUCGUAUGACACCUCAAGGUAAGGUCGAAUGCGUGCAACUUCAUAUGGAGCGCGGAAUCACAGCAAUGACAGGUGAUGGUGGAAAUGAUUGUGGCGCCCUCCGUGCUGCUCACGUCGGCCUUGCAAUGUCAGAUGCGGAAGCAUCUAUUGUGUCUCCCUUCAGUACCAGCGUUCGCAGUGUUCGCUCUUGUGUUGAAUUGAUCAGAGAAGGUCGUGGCGCUUUGGCUACUUCUAUUACAAAUUACAAAUAUCUCAUUAUGUACGGUCAGGUGAUGAUGGCUCUCAAGAUCUUCAACUUUUACUUUGAUAUUUCAGUACCUCAAAACAUUUGGAUUUUCAUUGAUGUGUUUAUUACAGUACUCUUGACGUGGGCUGUUUCUCAAUCGAAGGCUGCUGAUAAACUCGCGCCACAACGUCCCACUGCGAGGCUGUUAGGCCCUCAAACAUUAGCUUCUGCCAUGGGCUUGGUGGCUAUCAAUUGGUUAUAUUUAAUUGCUGCUUUUGUUAUGCUUUACAAACAAAAUUGGUUUCUUUGUCACGAACAUGAUGCACGUGCUGCUGAUAUGUCCAAAUGGUAUCUCUUGGCCGACAAUUUCGAAGGCGAGGUAUUGGCUAUCGUGUGCCUUUUCCAAUUCAUCAACAACGCCGCUGUCUUCAAUUUCGGUUACAAAUUUAGACGCAGUUUCUGCAGAAAUUACAUCCUCUGCGUGCUAUGGGUUGCUUAUCUAGUUAUUUGUUCUUAUUGGACCCUAGCUGAUCCCAAUUCCUUUGGUUGUCUGUUCCGUUUCAACUGCGGGACGCGUGAAGUGUUAGAGCAGAUUGGCUAUCAUUCACCUUCGUCUUAUGUUAUGCCCUACAACUCACCGACUGGACACAAUGUAAUGCCUCGGGACUUUAGAUGGAAGCUGUGGGGUCUAUGUGUUGCCAAUCUUUUCACAGCACUUCUUUGGGAAAAGGUUGUUAUAAUUGGUCCUGUACACUCUUACCUUGCAAAAAAGCGCCCAGUAGAACGUCUAAAAAAGACUCUGUAA